AGAAUACCCUUUGUUCCUACUAAGUUUUUUUUUUUUUUUAUAAUUUCACUACAGAAGUAUUGAUUAAGGAACACACAUCACUUGUUCAGCUGCAAAGAGAAAAUCUCUAAAGUAAUCUCUAAAUUUUACGUUUAAAAGAUCCUGCAAAGAAGGCAUUGCAUGUUACUCUUUCUGGGCACUGCAGGUUCACGGCGCACAGAUGUUAAGGAAAAUCGGAACGUCUUCUCCAAAGAGGGGGUUGCAGCUGACGCUACUCAGCUCCCUAAUGGGAGUGCUGGGGGUGGGAGGAAACGUCCCUUAGAGGACGGCAAUAACGGGCAUACCCAUUCAAUAUACAGGCCCAAGAAGCGUAAGAAAGUCACUGGGCCCAUUCUGCCUAAGAAUGCCCUAAUGCAGCUAAAUGAGAUCAAGCAAGGGCUGCAGUACAAACUGCUGUCUCAGACCGGGCCAGUCCAUGCACCUGUCUUUGUGAUGACUGUGGAGGUCAACGGGCUGCUCUUCGAGGGUUCUGGUCCCACGAAGAAGAAGGCCAAGCUGAACGCAGCGGAGAAGGCCCUGCGCUCCUUUGUGCAGUUCCCCAACGCAUCCGAAGCACACAUGGCCAUGGGCCGGACGCUGUCUGUUCACACAGACUUUACCUCGGACCAGGCGGACUUUCCUGACAUGCUCUUCAACGCCUUUGAGACAUCGGGUCCCGUAGAUAACCCGUUUCACCUCGCAUCCAACAGCUCUUUGGGAAUUUCCUUCUGCUCUUUCGGGAUCAAGUACCCAAUGCCACCCUCCCCUGUCCCACCUUUAUCCCCAGACCCUAUGGGGGCACCCUUAACCCCACACCCUAUGAGGGCACCCAUACCCCCAUUCCCAUCCGCCUUCAUGUCCCGUACAAGCAGCAAGAACCCUGUCAUGAUCCUGAAUGAGUUGCGGCCGGGCUUAAAGUAUGAGUUUGUAUCAGAGUUUGGGGUGAGCCACAGCAAGAACUUUGUCAUGUCUGUGACCGUAGAUGCGCAGAACUUCCAGGGUUCUGGGCAGAACAAAAGGCUGGCAAAGGUCCGGGCUGCACAGGCCGCUCUGUUUUCUCUGUUUAACAUGAAGCUGGAUCAGGCUCCGUGCAGACAGCCCAUACCCAGAGAAGGACUGCAGCUUCACCUGCCACAGGUCCUGGCAGACGCCGUCUCUCGCCUGGUUGUCGAAAAGUUCAGCGAACUCACCGAGGACUUCACGGCUCCACACGCUCAACGGAAAGUUCUGGCUGGUGUUGUCAUGACAACAGGCGCGGAUGUGAAGGAAGCGCAGGUGAUCUGUGUUUCCACGGGAACAAAGUGCAUCAACGGAGAAUACAUGAGCGACAGAGGUUUGGCCCUCAACGACUGCCACGCUGAGAUUUUGGCUCGCCGCUCGCUCGUGCGGUUCCUGUACUCGCAGCUGGAGCAUUUCCUCAGUGACCAGGAAGAGGAGCAGCAGAAGUCCAUCUUUAGCCAGUGUGAACACGGACGAGGUUUUAGACUGAAGGAAAACGUUCAGUUUCACCUUUACAUCAGCACAUCGCCGUGUGGCGACGCCCGCAUCUUCUCUCCGCAUGAAGCCACCAUGGAGGAUCAGGGCGACAGACACCCGAACAGAAAGGCCCGCGGGCAGCUGCGCACUAAGAUCGAGUCUGGUGAAGGAACCAUCCCAGUCGGCUCCAGUCACACCCUCCAGACGUGGGACGGGGUUCUGCAGGGCGAGAGGCUGCUCACCAUGUCCUGCAGUGAUAAGAUAGCCAGGUGGAACGUUCUUGGGCUGCAGGGCUCUCUGAUGAGCUACUUCACAGAGGCCGUCUACUUCUCCAGCAUCAUCCUGGGUAGCCUGUACCAUGCAGACCACUGCUCCAGGGCCAUGUACCAGAGGAUCAGUGAGAUCCAGGACCUGCCACAGUCCUUCAGCCUCAACAGACCGCUGCUCAGCGGAAUCACAAAUGCGGAGGCUCGUCAUCCAGGAAAAGCUCCUAAUUUUGGUGUGAACUGGACGCUGGGAGACGUGGCCGUGGAAGUGAUCAACGCCACCACGGGGAAAGAUAAUCUGGGCCGACCCUCGCGGCUCUGCAAACACGCUCUGUUCAGCCGCUGGAUGCACCUCCACUGCAAGCUGGCGUCGAGCCUGCGGAUCCGGACAGGGCGGCCUGGCAGCUACCAGGAGGCGAAGGCGGCAGCGGUGGAGUACCACAGCGCCAAGCAGACGCUCUUCAGAGCUUUCCACACAACUGGCCUGGGCACCUGGGUGAAAAAACCCGUAGAGACGGACCAGUUUGCUAUUGCCGACUGAGGUAGAGAGUAAGGGUUUACACAUGUUUGGGAUCAGUUUUAAC
This is a messenger RNA of Etheostoma cragini (Arkansas darter), 2344 nucleotides long. RefSeq names its product double-stranded RNA-specific editase 1-like. Gene Ontology annotation, cellular component: cytoplasm; nucleolus. Gene Ontology annotation, molecular function: tRNA-specific adenosine deaminase activity; double-stranded RNA adenosine deaminase activity; double-stranded RNA binding. Gene Ontology annotation, biological process: adenosine to inosine editing; RNA processing. NCBI's taxonomy places the organism in Eukaryota, Metazoa, Chordata, Actinopteri, Perciformes, Percidae. The transcript has 8 exons. The coding region runs from base 160 to 2301 and encodes 713 amino acids. The record is from RefSeq and is a predicted model, not a curated record.